CAAACAAACAACGGAGCGACAAACCAUGACGUCAUCUCUAUGCGCUUGUCGAGGUGGAGUGGACGGUUGUCGUGCACGUUGGUGUGUUUUUUGAUUUAGCUGCAGACGGUUCAUCAUUGGUAUCGUGCGGGCACUUUGACUCUGAGAAGAAAUGUCGGUCACCGAGAUGUUCAGUUAUAUCCAGGGUUUCCUGAGCGCGGACCACGACGUCAGAGAGGAUAUCCGUAAAGUGGUCCAGGUCUUGGAGCAGACUGCCAGAGAGAUACUGACGCUUCUCCAAAGUGUCCACCAACCAUCUGGAUUCAAAGAAAUUCCUAGUAAAUGUGCAAAGGCACGUGAGCUGUUCUGCACAGUCCAGACACAGAUGGCAGACCUCAAGACUAAAUUUCCUGUGGAACAGUAUUACAGGUUCCAUGAGCACUGGCGGUUCGUCCUGCAGCGCUUGGCGUUCUUAGCAGCCUUUGUUGUCUACCUAGAGAGUGAGACUCUUGUGACUCGGGAGGAGGUGGCUCAGAUACUUGGCAUUGAGGUGGUGCGAGAGAAAGGCUUUCACCUGGACAUAGAGGACUACCUGGCAGGUGUGCUGAUCAUGGCCAGUGAACUGUCACGGCUGGCGGUAAACAGCGUGACAGCAGGAGACUACAACCGGCCACUACGCAUCUCCAACUUCAUUAACGAGCUGGACUCGGGCUUCCGCCUGCUCAACCUGAAGAAUGACCCACUGAGGAAGCGCUACGACGGUCUCAAGUACGACGUGAAGAAGAUUGAGGAGGUAGUGUACGACCUGUCCAUCCGCGGCCUGGCCAAGGAGCCCGAGGCUGGGGGGGACAAGUAGAGCUCGGACACUGUUAUUGGCUGUGGGAGACGGAGGAGGACGUGGUAGCCACCCCAGGCUGGGGCCUCUACAUGGAAGGCGAGACCCAGGGAUCGGCCUGAGGUUCCAGCAGCCUAGGACAGACUCUAUGAGUGUUUGUGUGAAUGCAUGCAUGAGGAGUGCAUUAGAUGGAUGGUGGUCUGUCAAAAGGGGGGUAGAGACACUGAUGCAGUUUGACCACCUUGUUCAGAGGCUUAAGAUCAAAGGUUCGGCGUGUCGCUGGUUUUUGGAAAUGCGUUCUUAAUUCGUCUGUUUAAUCCAUUUUUGUUUCACUGAAAUGUUUCAUAUAACAGUUUCAUCUAAUUUGCAACUUUCAACUUCCUGUUAUUGAAAUAUAGUAUAUUGGUGUUUUAUUCAUUCAGGAAGAGAAGUGGAGAUCGUUUGGUGCUCCUGCUGUGCAGAGCCUACGUUUUGUGGUUGUCUUCAUUUACAAAAACAAACGCACAGAAAAAAUGUGAAAUGUGUUUGUGGUGUUCACCUGAAGAGUUGGCACCUAGUGGUGUUUCUCAGGAGUCGGUGUUCAGAAAUGGAUGCAUCCAACCAGAGGGCCAGGAGCCUUAUUUAUAAAGCAAAAGUAUGUGUAACAAUCAAACAACUACAUCUAGACUCUAACAAAACUAAAGAUGGUGACAGCCACUCAAUACAUUAGACAGCAUUUUGAUGCAUUCUGACUUUCAUAAUCUUUAUAAGUGAGGCUCCAGGAGCAGUAGAGCCAAAGAAAUGACAACGAUGCACUUCACAUAAACAGUAGAUAUGAAGCUUUUUGGUUAAUUAGGUUCAUUCACAGCACAGUGCCAAUGAAGGUGUCUGUGGAGGCAGGUUAAUGUCUUGGUUGGCGAGUGAUGACACUUUCUCUGGAAUUUCAUGAGAAGAUACGAGAUAGUCUGAAUUUCAUAUGUUUACGGUUUCUUGUUUCUUUCACUUAUGGAAAUUUGUUGAAGGUUUGUUUUUAUUGUCAGCAUCCAUGCUUCUGUACUGUAGUGGAGCUGGAUUGUAUUUUUUGAAAUAAUUCAUUUUCACUCUCUUGCA
This is a messenger RNA of Monopterus albus (swamp eel), 1903 nucleotides long. RefSeq names its product translin (gene tsn). Lineage: Eukaryota; Metazoa; Chordata; Actinopteri; Synbranchiformes; Synbranchidae. Gene Ontology annotation, molecular function: RNA binding; single-stranded DNA binding; sequence-specific DNA binding. The transcript is spliced from 6 exons. The record is from RefSeq and is a predicted model, not a curated record. Bases 152 to 835 code for a protein of 227 amino acids. Gene Ontology annotation, biological process: RNA metabolic process.